AUGUCUUGGUUGCUGUCAGCAGCUAAGCUGGUUCCCGCCGUAGCAACCGCCCGCUGCCUCUCAGGAUUCAUGUCAUGUUCUCAGCGAAGGUACUCCCUCCAGCCCAUCCCAGAGAGGAGAAUUCCAAACCGAUACUUAGGCCAGCCCAGCCCCUUCACACACCCACACCUCCUUAGGCCAGGAGAGGUGACGCCAGGACUAUCUCAAGUGGAAUAUGCACUUCGCAGACACAAACUAAUGUCUCUGAUUCACAAGGAAACACAAGGGCAGAGUGGGACAGACCAGACGGUGGUUCUGCUGUCCAACCCUACAUACUACAUGAGCAAUGAUAUCCCCUAUACUUUCCACCAAGACAACAAUUUCCUGUACCUGUGUGGAUUCCAAGAGCCCGAUAGCAUUCUGGUCCUUCAGAGCCUCCCUGGCAAGCAGUUACCAGCACAUAAGGCCAUGCUUUUUGUACCUCGGAGAGACCCUAGUCGAGAACUUUGGGAUGGCCCACGAUCUGGCACUGAUGGAGCAAUAGCUUUAACAGGAGUGGAUGAAGCCUAUACACUAGAAGAAUUUCAACAUCUAGUACCAAAAUUGAAAGAUGAGACAAAUAUGGUCUGGUAUGACUGGAUGAGGCCCUCUCACGCACAGCUUCACUCUGACUACAUGCAGCAUCUGACUGAGGUCAAAGCCAGGAGCAAGAAUAAGGUCCGGGCUGUCCAGCAGCUGGUACAGCGCCUCCGGCUGAUCAAAUCUCCUGCAGAAAUUGAGCGAAUGCAGAUUGCUGGGAAGCUGACAUCACAGCUUCGUGGGGAAAAUGUAGUGCCAACAAUUUAUUCAUCAGCAUUUGCGUGUGCUUUCAUAGAGACCAUGUUCGCCAGCAAAGCUCCUGUGGAGGAAGGCUUUCUCUAUGCUAAGUUCGAAUUUGAAUGCCGGGCCCGCGGUGCAGAUAUCUUAGCCUACCCGCCUGUGGUCGCUGGAGGUAAUCGGUCCAACACUUUGCACUAUGUGAAGAAUAAUCAGCUCAUCAAGGAUGGGGAAAUGGUGCUGCUGGAUGGAGGUUGUGAGUCUUCUUGCUAUGUGAGUGACAUAACCCGGACCUGGCCUGUCAAUGGCAGAUUCACAGCACCUCAGGCAGAACUCUAUGAAGCUGUUCUAGAGAUUCAGAGAGAUUGUCUGACGCUCUGCUCCCCUGGGACAAGCUUGGAGAACAUCUACAGCUUGAUGCUGACACUGAUAGCCCAGAAGCUUAAGGAGUUGGGGAUUGUGAAGAACAUUAAGGAAAAUAAUGCCUUCAAGACUGCUCGAAAAUACUGCCCUCAUCACGUUGGCCAUUACCUCGGGAUGGAUGUCCACGACACCCCUGACAUGCCCCGUUCCCUCCCUCUACAGCCUGGUAUGGUAAUCACAGUAGAGCCAGGCAUUUAUAUUCCAGAGGAUGACAGAGAUGCCCCAGAGAAGUUUCGUGGUCUUGGUGUACGGAUUGAAGAUGAUGUAGUGGUGACUCAGGACUCACCUCUCAUCCUUUCUGCAGAUUGUCCCAAAGAAAUGAAUGACAUAGAACAGAUAUGCAGCAGGGCCUCUUGA
Molecule: messenger RNA, 1575 nt
Organism: Puma concolor (puma)
Lineage: Eukaryota; Metazoa; Chordata; Mammalia; Carnivora; Felidae
Source: RefSeq, a predicted model, not a curated record